UAAACAAUAAAAACCCAAUCUGAAUCUUCAUUUUUCCCAAACAAAUUAGCAAGCCAAAUGGAUUUCCAUUCUGUAUUUUACUCGGUCCUGCUACCCAUACUCAUGUUUUUCCCAAUAUUACAGGCAGCAAAAUCACAAGAACCUGCAAGCAAGCCUGUUUGUGGGCAAGAAGUAUGUGGGAAUGUUAAUAUUUCACUCCCAUUCGGAAUAGAAACUGGCUGUUAUACGAAUUCUUGGUUUCAAGUUACUUGCAACCAGACCGGCAAUGGGCACAAGCCUUACCUCCAUCGCCUCAAGCUGGAGAUACUUAGUGUUUCAUCGGAAUCCGUUGUUGUGAAUAAUCCAGUGACAUACGUUGAUUGUCCCAAUAGAAAUGGCGCUAGUACGAGUGUCAAUCUAAAAGACAGUCCCUUUUUCUUCUCAGGUUCUUAUGAUUUUUUCGGCUCAGUAGGUUGCGGGAAUUUGGCUACUGUUUUUGGUAACCGAACUGAUCCUGUUGCCGGCUGCUUGCAAAAAAUGUGCAUCGAUGGGGAUUCUAUAUCUGGCUGCUUUGUCACAAUCGAAGAUCUCACUUCCUAUACUGUCAACUUGACACCCCUCUAUGCUAAUGCUACUGGUGAAGGGGACAGCAAGAAAUGCACUUCCGCGUUCCUGUUUGACCCAGUGCAGUAUUCAUAUGAAUAUGAUUUCCAGUUUCCCAGUGAUAUCGAUAUCAACACCACGCAUGUUGCUGCAACGCUUGAGUGGAUUAAUAACUUCGAUUGUGAUCUGGAAGCCCCGUUAUGCCAAGGACCUGGCACGGCACCUCUCAAGUCUAACGCUAAAAAAACAUGUGGGGCUGUUGGGUAUCCUUUUGGGAUUGAGCAUGGAGAUUACAUAGAUGACCAAUUUAGAGUAACUUGCAGUGAAAUCAACAAUAAGACGGUGCCUUACAUACAUAGCAUCAAUCUGGAACUACUCGAGGUUUCAUUUUUGGAAGGAACUGUUAAGAUCAUCCUAUUGGUGGCUGUUUGCAACCGAGCUGUAGAACUAGUAAAGAGGACUCUGGUGUUACUAGUUUCUGUUAUAUACAUAUUCCUCCUGGUCUCAAUUCUUUUUUCUGCAAAUAUGACUAGGCUUGAUUCCAGUAAUAGCAGUAAAGGAUCAUGCGGAUUUGCUUCUGUGGUUGAUAAACACGUCAUCAUAGACUGGAUGUCAAACCCGGAUCGCCUUGAAUUGACGCAUGUUAAUGCAACACUGCGAUGGGGUACACCCAUGUCGGGGUUGUGCCAGUUGAAAGAAGGCUUUAACAUUCGUUGUAGCCCCAAUAGUCAAUAUUGCUGGCAAAAGUUGAGCCCUACUUAUCUCUGUGUGUGCGGCAUAGCCCGUUACGGUGCUCUGUCUUGGGAUGUAUGCCUAGAUGCGAAAUGUGGGAGUUCUAAAUAUAGGUUCUGCCAUAUGCUUUGUGUGAAUACUCCUGACAACUAUUGUUCAUCUGAGUCUUGCCCCCCAGAAUUUGAUUACAACAGAAUGAGUUGCACUACAAUUGGGACAAUAUUUAUGCUCCUUGGAAUAUGGAGAGCGUUCAGUGUCCUCAAAAGAAGACAAAAUUUUAAGCUGAAGCGGAAAUACUUCAAAAGGAAUGGAGGUCUGUUACUCCAACAACAUUUGUCUAACAGCAAAGGUAAUGUUGAAAAAUUAAAGUUGUUUACUUCAAAGGAGAUGGAAAAGGCUACGGAUUAUUAUAACGAGAACCGAAUCCUUGGUCAAGGAGGCCAAGGAACUGUUUACAAAGGAAUGCUUACGGAUGGAAGUAUUGUGGCUAUCAAGAAGUCCAAACUGAUGGAAGGGAAGAAGUUUAAUGUAAAUAAGGUUGAACAGUUCAUUAAUGAGGUGAUAAUUUUGUGUCAAGUUAACCAUAGAAAUGUUGUUAAGUUGUUAGGAUGUUGUUUAGAGGCUCAGGUCCCUUUGCUGGUGUAUGAGUUCAUCCCAAAUGGAACACUCUAUGAUCUCAUUCAAUGCCAAAAUGAAGACUUUCCGUUGACGUGGGAGAUGCGCUUACGGAUUGCAAUUGAAAUAGCAAAUGCUUUAUUCUAUCUGCAUUCAGCUGCUUCUCUUCCUAUUUAUCACCGUGACAUCAAAUCUAGCAACAUACUUUUGGAUGAUAAAUACAGGGCAAAAGUGUCGGAUUUUGGAAUUUCGAGAUCAGUUGCACUUGAACAAACUCAUUUAACUACUCGGGUGCAGGGAACUUUUGGAUACAUGGAUCCGGAGUAUUUUCAAUCAAGCCAGUUUACGGAGAAGAGCGAUGUUUACAGUUUCGGAGUUGUUCUUGUUGAACUUUUAACGGGACAAAAGCCAAUCUCCUCACAACAAUCAGAGGAAGUAAGAAGCUUGGUAUCAUUUUUUCUCAAUUCAAUGCAGGAGAAUUCUUUAUUUGACAUUCUCGAUGCAAUGGUAGUAAAUAAUGGCCCGGAAAGAGAGAUUAUAGCAGUGGCUAAGCUAGCAAAAAGAUGCUUAAAUCUUAAUGGAAAGAAAAGACCAACAAUGAAACAAGUAGCAAUGGAGCUAGAGUUGAUAAAAUCGUCAGAACAGGGUUAUGAUAUUGAAGAGAGUGGGGAUGAAGAAUCUGAAACAGAUGACAUAAUCGAAUCCUGGGACAUGAAUACAUCCUGCUCAUCUUCUAGGUCAAUUACAACUGACAGUGCAACUUUAGCAUUAAAUGCAUCUUUCUAG
Hibiscus syriacus is the source of this 2715-nucleotide messenger RNA. Its product is annotated as wall-associated receptor kinase-like 8. Gene Ontology annotation, cellular component: plasma membrane. Gene Ontology annotation, molecular function: protein serine/threonine kinase activity; ATP binding; polysaccharide binding. The transcript is spliced from 5 exons. The record is from RefSeq and is a predicted model, not a curated record. Gene Ontology annotation, biological process: cell surface receptor signaling pathway; protein phosphorylation. Lineage: Eukaryota; Viridiplantae; Streptophyta; Magnoliopsida; Malvales; Malvaceae. Bases 58 to 2715 code for a protein of 885 amino acids.